Molecule: messenger RNA, 1107 nt
Organism: Phytophthora infestans T30-4
Lineage: Eukaryota; Oomycota; Peronosporomycetes; Peronosporales; Peronosporaceae
Exons: 4
Coding region: 1-1107 (368 amino acids)
Molecular function (GO): protein binding
Source: RefSeq, a predicted model, not a curated record
AUGGACGCGACGUUGGCAACAUUCGACACUGUGGAGACAGCGGACUGCGUGGAGUCAUGCCCUGUGGAAGGAUUUGAGUCAUCGAUGGUGGUGGCCACCUAUCAGCUCCAUAAGGCAGCGGAGAUAGGAGAGUCUGAGGACAAGCGUAGCGGCACGCUCCAGCACUUUCAGUUGACCUGCGACGACGAGGCCAGUACCGAUGGCGCAAACGUCUCCGUGCAAAAGCUGGAAGAGACCACGACUUCUAGCGGUAUCUUUGACAUUAAGUGGAAUACAGAGGCCAUGAAUGGCAAAGCGGUGCUGGGUGCCGCUACGGCUGCCGGAUCAUUGGAGCUGUACGAGUUGGUUCGUGAAGGUGGCGCACAGAAGUUGCGCCGCUCUGGGCUGACUACAGACGCAGACGCUGCCUCCAUGUGCCUGUCAUUGGACUGGAGCAAUCGCGUGCAUUCGAAUACCCAGCCGUCCAUCUGCGUGAGCCACUCGGACGGCGCACUGUCGGUUUGGGACAUCGCGUCACAGGGCAUCGUCCAGACAGAUAAGUGGCGUGCGCACGACUUGUUCGGCUCGCCUAUAGAGGCGUGGAUCGCAGCCUUCAAUUGCAACGACUCGAACGUGCUGUUCUCGGGCGCAGACGACGCAGCACUGAAAGGAUGGGAUUUACGCGCGGGCACCUCAGCUCCGACCUUCAAGAACACGCGGCAGUACUCCAUGGGCGUGUGCAGCAUCCAGUUCCAUCCAAACGACGAGCGUUUGGUUGCCGUGGGCAGCUACGAUGAGCAGGUCGCGAUCUGGGAUCACCGCAGCAUGACGCGCCCACUGGCCGUACACAGCUUUGGUGGCGGCGUCUGGCGACUCAAAUGGCACCCGGCCGACAACCGCAAGGAGCUGCUACUGGCCGCAUGCAUGCACAACGGCUUCCAGGUGCUGGAGCUGACGAAGAACCAGACCGAGCUGCACAAGGCCGCGAGCUAUGACCGCCACGAGUCGCUCGCGUACGGCGUGGACUGGUGGCUGCAUCCAGCGGCUCUACAUGCCAAAGUGCCUGUGGUGGGCUCGGCCUCCUUCUACGACCACACCUUCCAUGUUUGGCGCCAACCAGUUUGUUGA